Molecule: messenger RNA, 525 nt
Organism: Cladophialophora carrionii CBS 160.54
Lineage: Eukaryota; Fungi; Ascomycota; Eurotiomycetes; Chaetothyriales; Herpotrichiellaceae
Exons: 1
Coding region: 1-525 (174 amino acids)
Source: RefSeq, a predicted model, not a curated record
AUGACCUUACCAGCGGCUCGCCCGACUCUAUACAACCGCGAUCCUUAUACUUUCUUCAACGCCUCUUCCGUGUCUCCUCAAAUCCUCAAUGUCAUCCUUUCCAUCUUAACGUCCUGGGACCAGGCGUCCACCGACUACGCCUACGCCGAGCAGUUCCACCCCAAUGGCGUCCUCCAUGUCACACCGGAGCCUUCGGUUGGCAAGGAAGCAAUGCGGCGACUUCACGACUCGAUGAUCAAUCCCUCUGAUGGACCGGUUGUCGAUCUGCAACAUUAUCUCGAUAGGAUCUUUCUCAUGCCUAGUCCGCCAGAGGGCAAGACCGAGGUAGUCUUCACAGGAAAGUUGACAAGUGUGCUCAAGACGGGUGACGAGGUGACGACCGAUUUCGCCACGUGGCUUGUGCUGAGUACUAGUCACGACGCCGCUGGGGAGCUGAAGGUCGAGUUGCUGAGAGUUCUGUCCGAUACUGGAGAGCUGAUGGCGAAGAUUGGCGCCAUGAUGGUGCAAGAUGGGCAAAAGAAUUGA